This is a messenger RNA of Brassica napus (rape), 1311 nucleotides long. Its product is annotated as kunitz trypsin inhibitor 4-like. NCBI's taxonomy places the organism in Eukaryota, Viridiplantae, Streptophyta, Magnoliopsida, Brassicales, Brassicaceae. Bases 537 to 1172 code for a protein of 211 amino acids. The transcript has a single exon. Gene Ontology annotation, molecular function: endopeptidase inhibitor activity. The record is from RefSeq and is a predicted model, not a curated record.
AUGAGGCGAAAAAUGACUUAGAUAUUACUAUAAGCAUAUGCUUUGGUAUCUUUCCUUAUUAAUUAAUAUUGUUGUUAUCCUUAUCUUCUAAAAACGUGCGCUCAUAUCACAAGAAUCGAAAAACAUGUGUUGAAAGUGGAAACUAUCAACGUUAACCAAACAUUUAAUCAGGAAGCUCAGUUUCGAACCAAACCAAACUGAACCAAGAAAAUUAACAGAAGCUACAACACUAGACACUUAGGUGCUCCUUGUUGAAGACGUUUAAAUCAAAAACUUAUAUAAAACCAGAGCUAUAGUGAAUAACUGAACCUACAUAAUCAUAUACGUUAACCAACAGUCCAAGAUCAGGAUAAACCAUAUGUAAAUAAUCAAACAAAUUAAAUAAGCGUGUAAGGAGAGUGGAGGAAACAUAUUAAAAAAGAUAGGCAUCUUACUCAAAUCCCAGUGUACCUCCGUGUAUAAAUACCGAUCACAGGAACUCACAUUUUCUUCAUCCAGUAACACUCAAAUCUUAUCAUACACAAACUCAAAAAAGGAUGAAUCCUGUGUUUUACUUCCUUCUUGCCUUAACCGCUGUUUUGGCCGCGACUGCAAACGCCGUCGGACCAAUUUUCGACACUGAUGGUGAUGUCAUAUUCGGCGGCAGCAGUUACUACGUUCUCCCCGCUAUCUGGGGCCCUACAGGUGGCGGCCUGACUCUCUCCUCCCUUGGUGACAAGCAAUGCCCUCUUUAUAUCCAGAAGGAAGAUUCAGAAGUCGAAAGGGGUAUUCCCGUAAAAUUUUCAAACUGGAAGCCUAGAGUUGGAUUCGUUCCCGAAUCAGAGAACCUCAACAUCGAGAUGGAUGUUGCAGCUACGAUCUGCGUCCAGUCAACCUACUGGUGGGUUGCUCCGUCUCACUUGCCCAUUAUGACUUUUUUCAUAGCGGCUGGCCCUAAGCCAGAGCAUGGAGAAGAUUCUUCAAGGACUUUCUUCCAGAUCAAGAAAACUGGUGGAUUUCAUAACGGCUACAAAAUUACGUUUUGUUCUGGAGAUGGGGGUUGCGACGAUGUCGGGAUAGCUAGGGACGCAAAUGGCGUUGGGCGUUUAGCUGUAGGAUCUGAGCCAUUCCCGUUUGUGUUCAGGAAAGCUAGUGAGGCAGAGACUUCGCACAAAACCAUGUCUAUCAUCUGAGAGAAAUCAAAGACUAUAAUAUCAAGAAGAUAGAGAGUUUUAACCUACUACUAAUAAUAAAACUCUGUCUGUGUUCACUGUUUUCUUUUUUUCAUCAAUCAUCAUAUGGAAUAAACAUCUUUCCUUUGUUUCUUUUUUC